Neospora caninum is the source of this 1008-nucleotide messenger RNA. RefSeq lists its product as hypothetical. The transcript has 5 exons. Lineage: Eukaryota; Apicomplexa; Conoidasida; Eucoccidiorida; Sarcocystidae. The record is from RefSeq and is a predicted model, not a curated record. The coding region runs from base 1 to 1008 and encodes 335 amino acids.
AUGUCGCAUUUCCUCGUCAAGUCUGCCGAAUUCGCGCAGUUUGAGUCCUCUCGCAUGGUUCAGAGAGAAGCCGAGAGAGAUGCGAGAGAGCGACGAGAGGGGCGGGGGACCGCAAAGCCGAGCGACGCAGAAGGGGAAGACUCCGGACUGAAGCCUCGACGCGUCACGCAGUUUUCGCUUCUUCAUCCCAAGCAGCAGAGAAGACUAGCAGAACAAGCGAUUGUGAAGGUGCGGAUCAUUCGCGACAAAGAGCGCCGACGCGCCUCGUCGCCAUACUUGCCCCUGUCGUGGAAAGAAAGCGGCUCGGCAACAGCGAAGGAGAAGCGCUCGCUGGGAUUUGCCUUCGUGGACUGCGCGCAUGCGGAGGUCGCAAAAAUUCUGUUGAACUUUCUCGGCAGCUGCACCAGUCGCGAUUUCUUGCCCGAGAACUUGGCGGCGCAGAAGGACGCGGGAGAAGAGACAGAAGACGAGGAGAGACCACGCCACGGCCGGAGCAUGUGGCGUAGGCUUAUGGUCGAGUAUGCGAUGGAGGACGCACGGAAAGUCAAACUUAAAGAAGAGAAAAAUCGCGCCUAUGUGCAAAUGCUCGAGAGGCAAAAGAAGAAGAACCAGGAAGGAGAAGAAGGCAGUCAACCGCCUUCUUCCGCGAAGCCGUCGCUGCCAAAGAAACUGAAAACCUACAGCCGAGGCAAGCGUCAACGGGAACGUCGUCGCCAGGCGCGUCUCGCCGCUGCUGGCGUGGGUGAAUCGCAAUCUUUGCUGAACGGCAUCGAAAACGAAAAGACGUUUGAGAAGAAGGAGGCGAGUCAGAGUGCAAGUGAAGCAAACAAGAAACAUGUGAACGACGAGAGCAAGAGGACGGAAGGCAAGAAGCGGAAGAUUAGCAGAGAGGCUGACGAAAGCUCGGCUGCAGAGGACGAAAUCCUCGUCUUUGAUGAAGAAGGCGAAGCCAACGCGGAAGAAUAUUUGAAGAAUAGGGUUCAGUUUCUUCUCAGCAACCAAGGAUGA